AUUCAUAAUUCGUUUUCCACGUAGUAGCUGUUAAACGUGUGUAACAAGAACGUAAACAUUGCAAUCUUGCUGACGUAGUCGUAGUCAAGUUAUUCGGAACAGAGCCAGAGAUUAACAAACUACUGCCAAGAAUGGACCAUUUACCAGAAAUUAUCCAAGAACUGAUCAAAAAGAGCAAUGAGGCCAAGAACAAUGCCUUCUGUCCUUACAGUAACUUCCGAGUCGGAGCUGCUCUCUUAACAGACGAUGGAAAGAUUAUUCAAGGAUGCAAUGUAGAGAAUGCCUCGUAUACUCUUGGAAUCUGUGCUGAGCGAUGCGCAAUCUUCAAGGCGGUGUCGGAAGGCUACAGACACUUCAAGGCUUUAGCCAUCUCAACAGAUGUUGAGCAGCUAUAUUCAACACCUUGCGGAGCAUGCAGGCAGAUCAUGUAUGAGUUUGGCUCAGACAUGGACGUCUAUAUGACCCGACCUGAUCUCACCUACAUGAAGAAAACCCCCAGAGACAUUCUGAUUCACCCCUUUGGUCCCGAGGAACUCCGGAUGCUGAAGGUCGGAAAGAUACCAGACAUGGAUGGUGACAUCAGUGGUGGUCCUAACGGUGACCUCAACGACAACAAAAUGGGGGAGAUGGUGGAUGGUAGUGGCGACACCCCACCUCUCAAGAAACUCAAAGAGGACACGGCUAUUCCGACCCAGUGAAAAUCUUCCAGACAAUCCCACAUGGCUGAACAAACCUAGUCUAGCAAUCAUUUCUGUAGGAAGGCCAUCUGCCAUGCAGGCUCGGUGAAAAUCUUCCAGACAAUCCCACAUGGCUCAACAAAUCUAGUGGUAGCAAUCACCUGUGUAGAAAGAUGAUCUGCUAUUCAUACUCGGUGAUAAUCUUCCAGUCAUUCCUGCAAAGCCCAAGAAACCCACUUUACGCAAGCACCUGUCAAGAAAGACCACCUGUCGUAAAGACCUUACAUCGUGGUCUUUGUAGUCAGGCUUCAUGCUUCUGGAACAAUUCCUCUGGUUUUCUCUCUGUUCAAAAAGUGCUCCUCCAAAGAGUUUUCUUUCGGGGGCACUGUCAUUUCGAGAAGCUUUUCAGCUGGUAAUCAAAUCCAGAUUGUUAAAAAUGCCUAAGAGCUCUAAAAGAAGGAUCUAGAUCAAACCAUUAUAAUAAUAUCAGAAAGUCCAGAAUGGUUGUAUGCUUCCUGAACAAAUCCUCUGUUUUCCUCUCUUUUAAAAAACUGCUCCUCCAAAGUGUUGUCUUCCGGGGGCACUGUCAUUUCAAGAAGCUUUUCAGCUGGUAAUCAAAUCCAGAUUCUUUAACCCUAAUUCUCCAGGGGGGGGGGCCAUUAUGGCCCCCCUCGACAAUUUUCGCGAUAUAUCUGCUGCGCAUAAUUUUUUGACCUCGCCGCUCACUGCGCAAAUUUUGAGACCAAAUUUGUGACGCCCGGGUACGCGGUUACGACAUUACGCAACAUUAUGUAAGUGCAUGUCAGACCCAAAAUUGCUCAUAAACGUGAUUUCAUGUACAAAUCCAAUGCAAAUUGUGUAUUUGGCCAAAAUUCAUAAAUGUAUCAUUAUUUCUACUUUUAAUGAUUAAACUUAAUUAAUUUUGCCUUUUUUAUGAUCAGAAUUAAGUCUGGAACGAUUUCCAUCGAAAAAACAAUAAAAAACAAAAAGUAAAAAAACAAAGAAAUACAUAAGAAAAUUCAAAAACAAUAAAAUACAUAAGAAAUCGGUCUUGGUACCAACAUUUUUUUCAUUCACAAUUGUUAGGAAUGCUAUAAAAAAUAUUUUCACCAAAAAAUAGCAUUCUAGGAGCUUUAUUUAGUGAAUCAGAGCAAAAAGUAUGAUUUCAUGAUUAAUUAGCAUAAUUAAUUCAUAUAAAAUAAAAAUAUAUGAAUUCAGUGAAAUUUACCAAUGCAACUGCGUAGAUUACGUCAUUCUCUACCAUCAUGCAAAUUUUUGUUGUGAUCGCGCAAUCCACGGCUGAGAUCUUAAAGGGGGGCCAUAAUGGCCCCCCC
Molecule: messenger RNA, 2011 nt
Organism: Lytechinus pictus (painted urchin)
Lineage: Eukaryota; Metazoa; Echinodermata; Echinoidea; Temnopleuroida; Toxopneustidae
Product: cytidine deaminase-like
Exons: 5
Coding region: 132-698 (188 amino acids)
Cellular component (GO): cytosol
Molecular function (GO): zinc ion binding; cytidine deaminase activity
Source: RefSeq, a predicted model, not a curated record